AUGGAUUCAUCACACGUAUUGAUUCAAUUGAGGAAUGAAGAGGACUUUCUACACACCUGGGCUCGGAAAGGAAGAUCAAUUGCGGGGAGCAUUUUCCGUUUGUUCAAGUGGACGGUGGAUUUUAAUAUACAUAGAGAGUCAUCUAUUGCCCCGCAGUGGAUCUUUUUGCCUGGGCUCCCUCUCCAUCUGUAUAGAGUUGAUUGUUUGAAAAUCCUUGCAUCGAGGUUUGGGCGUUAUUUAGGAACAGAUCACGUGACUCUUAAUCGAACAAGAGCGACUGGGGCUCGAAUAUGUGUUGAGACAGAUUUGAGGGCAGAACCAGUGGAGGGUUUUCCUAUUAGGUUCCCAACUAGAACAUUUUCCCAUGAGGUAAAAUAUGAGAAACUCGAUUUCUACUGUAACAGGUGUGGAAGGCAGGGUCAUCCCGAAUUUGCUUGUAGGGUGGAUCAACCAAAGAAGGUACCAGGACGUAAAUGGACUAGCGAGGAAAAAGGAAAGGCUAAAAUGGAGUGGAAGAGGAAGGAGAUGGGUACGUUAGAGGAGAAACAAAUCGAGGCGGGAAAGGAAAAUAUGAGAAGUGCGGACAUUGUGAUUAAGACAGAUGUACGAAAGGAGGAAACUGAUUAUGCAGUGGAUAAUUCACAGAAUGUGGAGGUUCUUCCAGAAGGAGACCAUGGUGAAACUGGAAACUACAGCGGGUCGCAAGAUAGGGAACAUGCGGUAGAGAUGAAUGACAAGGAGUUGGGGGAGCUGUUUAUUGAGCAUGAACAAGCACAAGUAUUAAGAAUGUGGAGGAGCAUGAUGGUGGGGCUGGUAAUAAAUGAUGAGGAUGUCGAAGAAGAAAGAGCGAUUAAUGCUGGGUCAGAUUGUGAGAUAUCAGAGGUUCGUGGUGAUGCUUGUGAUCAGAGAGAAAAGGAUUAUAUGUCAGACACAGAAAUUAACAAAAUUGCAACAGGGCAGGGUGCUAAAAGGUUAACACUGAGGAGGGGAUCCAAAUUUUGGAAAUCUAUCGUGGAUGUUUUACCUGAGGUAGCUGCAAAUUGUCAAUGGAAGAUCAAUGAAGGAAAUAUCUCGUUUUGGUUUUCUCAUUGGAUGCCGAAUGGCCCUCUAUGUAACCAAGUUACUAACAUUAACCAACCUGGUUUGAGAAUAUAUGAUGUGUGUUUGGAGUCCGGAUGGGAUAUUGAGAGGUUACAUGAACUAGUUGGAGAAGAGGGCAUUUUCACUUCGAGAAGUGCUUGGGACAUGCUUAGUAUUAAAGCUCCAGAUGUACAUUGGGCCCAGUGGGUUUGGAACAAAGCUAUUCCUAAGCGGGUGUCAGUGGUUAUGUGGAAAGCUUUAUCAGGGAGCCUCAGUGUGGAUUCUAGUAUUCGUAAAGUGGGUAUUGCUAUAGCUUCAAAAUGCAAUUGCUGUCUAGUAGGUCACGAGGAGAAUACAGAUCAUGUAUUGAGCACAGGGGACUUUGCGGAUGAGGUUUGGAAGAAAUUAUCGCAUUAUUUAGGUUUGCAAUGGAGGAGUAAACAAGGUUGGUGGGAGCGGGUUCCGCUAUAG
Molecule: messenger RNA, 1551 nt
Organism: Fraxinus pennsylvanica
Lineage: Eukaryota; Viridiplantae; Streptophyta; Magnoliopsida; Lamiales; Oleaceae
Source: the annotation of a GenBank genome assembly